AUGCCGUCCUCCAGACGAGGCUGUGGUGCACCCUCAUCUACUUCCUCCUUGUUUGACGAUCCUCCAGAGAAACUGACCAUUCAGCCUCGGGGGCAAGACCUGAGAAAAUGGGAGAACCAUCUCCGACUUGCAACCACUGACUUCGCAAAGAGCAGGAAGGUCAAGCCGGCCUCUGCACUGAACUGCAAAGAGAUGCAUAUUGACCCUCCCCAAGCCACUGAGUUACAAGGGUGGGUGGGGGCUGGGGGGGGAAUUCCUGCCUACACCAAGACGCUGGAGGUGGUAUUUCUGAGCCCCGUAUUUAGAGGCCGGCUUGACCUUGCUGCUCUUUGCGAAGUCAGUGGUUGCAAGUCGGAGAUGGUUCUCCCAUUUUCUCAGGUCUUGCCCCUAUACGAGAACUCAGCAGCUUCAGUUGAUGCCUCACCCACGUGUCGGUUUAAGUUGAUUAGAAUGUUCCACCAGGCAACUCACAACUGGACCUGUGCAGUUGUUCUCCUCGGCCUUCUGAUUGGGAUAGGCUUCCCGGCUCCGAUUGCACCCAGAGCCAGCGAGCGAUGGGAAACCUUGCUCUCCAGGUCCAUGCACCCUGUGUCUGGUCGGAGGCUUGACCUGGACUGGGACAGGGAGUAUUACACUGGCAUCAAGCGAGUCAGGAGGCUUUAUUGCAACGUGGGCAUCGGGUUUCACCUGCAAAUCACGUCCGACGGACAGAUUAACGGGAUGCACCAGGAGAACCAGUACAGCCUGUUGAUGAUAUCUACAGUGGAGCUGGGAGUUGUCAGUCUGUAUGGAGUGAAGACCCGGGUCUUCAUUGCGAUGAAUAAAAAAGGACGUUUGUAUUCAACGACAAACUUCAACCACGAGUGUAAAUUCAAGGAGAGAUUCUUGCCCAACAGUUACAACGCGUAUGAGUCGAAGGCGUACGUGGGAAUGUACAUCGCGCUGAGCAAACACGGCAGAGCCAAGAGGGGAAGCAAGGUCUCGCCCGUCCAUAAGGUCGCUCACUUUUUGCCGAGGAUGUGACACGAGGAAAACGCAGACACGAGUGGGGCAGACUGGCGUUCUUCUGUGCCGUAAAUUUCUAUGGUUCUUUGGGGAU
This is a messenger RNA of Callorhinchus milii (elephant shark), 1099 nucleotides long. Its product is annotated as fibroblast growth factor 6. Gene Ontology annotation, molecular function: fibroblast growth factor receptor binding; growth factor activity. NCBI's taxonomy places the organism in Eukaryota, Metazoa, Chordata, Chondrichthyes, Chimaeriformes, Callorhinchidae. The record is from RefSeq and is a predicted model, not a curated record. Gene Ontology annotation, biological process: fibroblast growth factor receptor signaling pathway; animal organ morphogenesis; positive regulation of gene expression. The transcript has 6 exons. The coding region runs from base 1 to 1023 and encodes 340 amino acids. Gene Ontology annotation, cellular component: cytoplasm.